This is a messenger RNA of Biomphalaria glabrata, 4255 nucleotides long. RefSeq lists its product as uncharacterized. The transcript is spliced from 19 exons. The record is from RefSeq and is a predicted model, not a curated record. NCBI's taxonomy places the organism in Eukaryota, Metazoa, Mollusca, Gastropoda, Planorbidae. Bases 123 to 3851 code for a protein of 1242 amino acids.
GUCAAAAGGGGAUUGGCUUCAAAUCUCUUGGUAUCUCAAACAAGGGAAAGAAAUAGUACUUGACUCAAGUGGUGGUAUAAGCUGUGGAAAAACUGCUGUGCACUGAUUAUUUAGUGAGCUUAAUGAAGGAUUUGAACCUUGUACAUGGUGACUUGAUUAGUACUGGUGAUAAUGAGGUCAACUCACAGGUGGUCAAGCUUCUGUUAAAACUGGGCAUCAAGCAAUUGAAUGCAUACGACUUGAUCCACAACCACAUUUUGUCAGUCUUUAAGUCUGAUGCCUGGAAGGACAAAAGGAAAGAUGUUCUAGUCAGCUAUUUAUUCUACAUUAAGACUGAACUAGAGAAAAACGCAUCUGUUGUAGACAGAAGUGAGCUGUCUGUGGUCAAGCUGGUCACCAACCAUGGGAUCAAGUCAACAGCUGAUGAUGUCCACUUUCCCACUCAGUAUGGCAAUAAAAUUGACUUAAUAAAAACUUUUCCAGGCAUCGACUGGACAUUGGUAGACACUAGUUACCUUCCCAUGAAUCCAUCUCAACAAGAUAGACAGUCAUGGCACAUGUUUCUCAGUGAGUUGGGAGUAACUGACUUUUUGAAAGUCACAAAAGUUGAAAGGUCAUUUGACAAGACUAAUAUACAUGAAACUGCCUGGUCUUCAAUGGAAGAUUCUUCUGAUGGCUACAGCAUUGAAGAUUUCCAAUGUGAAGAGUUCUACAAGCUUGUAACAGCCAAUCAAAAGCCUGACAAAAUGAUUCCACAGAUGGUCAAACUUUUUGAGUAUAUAGAUGUCAACUGGAAUUUAAAGUACAAAUUUUGUUUGGAAACACAAAUUAAAUCAGGUUCUGGACAAGUUGUUAAAGGCAAUAUUUUGAGCUCAUUUGCUGUUCAUCUCCAAACCCUGUCCUGGGUUCCAUCAGUCAGUUCUUCCCUACAUUACAAUGAAGACAAUCACACAGUGGAUUUAAAAGUCAAAGAGAGCCUUGAUCUUCCUGCAGAACUUUACUUACAAGAUCAAGCCAUUCAGCGUCUGCUCCAUCAUACAGUCAAGUAUCUCAAUGUGGCACCUCAGAAGAAUAGUUCUUUUAUUGUCUUUCUUAAAAUCAAAGACACUAUCUCAUCAGAAACACUCACACAGGCCUUGAUAUCAUGGAGUCUUAGGGCUGAAGAUUCACCAGAGAAACCUAAACUGUUUUGUACAUCUCUAUGGCAUAUGAGAGAGGUGUAUGCAUACCUGAGCAAUGAGAUGAAACAUAAAGCAUGUCAAGAUUUAUUUCUUGGCUACCCUGUGAUAUUUGUACCAAUACCCAACCAAAAUGUUCGAGGGGCUGAUAACUUAGCUGGAUGGAUGAUAAAGAAAGAUGAAGCCUGGUGGUCUGACCCUACAGAUCUCUUCCCAAAGUAUUUGAAGUCACUGGAAAAAUAUAAAUCUCCACUCAGCAGGUUUAAAAUAUUGAAAGAUAUUUAUACUCACAUGGAGUAUUUUAUAAAAAAAUUUGCAAAAGUAGAAAAAAGUCCAACCACAUUACAAUAUGCUCAGCUUUUAAAGCAUAUUGUCUCAGUCUGUGGUGUCUCAGAAGAUGGAGUCUUAUUUGAUUCUUUGCUUCUAAUUUCUAAAAUUGGACAAGACUUGAGGAAAAUUUCCUCUAAAGAAGCAGGAGUGAAAACCAUUGAGGCCAUGAAAGCAGAAAGUAAUUUGCCAAAAGUCAAAGAGCUCCUAUCUAAAGCUGCAGUGUUUCCAACAAAGUUAGGUCAGUGGGUCAGCCUCUCAGAUUCUCCUAUGAUAGCAGACUCUAAAGAAUUGGAAGAAAUGUUUGGCAAAAAGCCAGGAGUACAUCUUCUGCAGCUUGAUGUUAGAGGAAAUAAAGGGAAAUUAACUCUGCUGCGACCACAUUGUUCUUCAACGGCAGGUUUCAUUGAUCCAAAAGGGGUAGACUUUUUCAUCAGUUUAUUUGAGGAGAUAAAACCUUUAAGUGAAUGCAUCAAAACUGAAGAGGUCACUUGUGGUCUCGAGCCAUGCAACAAAGGUCAGACCUACCUUCAUAACAUUGUGGGCCUGGUGCAGAGAUUCAUGUACUUCAGGUUUCAGGAGGCAUACAAGCAGUUUAAAGCCAAGAAAUCUUCAACACUGAAACACCUUAGCUUCAUUCAGGUCAAUCAACUUGAAGUUAAGUAUGAGCUGAUUGGUAAGCCAGAUAUAUUUGUGAUCCGCAAGGAGAAAUGUGUUGUAACUGAGAAAUGCUUCUAUUUCCAUGAGAAGUACAUUGACAGUCCUGUGGAGAUCAACAAGGAAUUGGCCAAAUAUUUCUCAGAUGGGGAUGAAAAAUGUUUCAGAGAACUAAGAAAUUUUUUGCCGCAAGUAAAUGCCAUCUUAGAAGACAAAGGAGAUGAAACUUUUGAAGAGCUUUUACAGCGGCAGGUGACUGGGGACUGUACUCUUCCUACAGAUGAAGAUGUCUGGGAAGUUUCACUUCCUACAAUAGCAGUGACACCAGAGCCACAACCUACAUAUAUGGUUUAUGGGUAUCAAGCACAGUCCUUUUCAGUGGGUAGUGUACCACAGGGAGAUGAGAAUCCAGUUCUGAAGUCAUGGCCACCAAAAAGUGCUGUUGACCAUUUUGAUAUAAUUCCAAUCAAAAAAGAUCAAAACAUAGCUCCAGGUAUAUGGCCACCUCCUCUACCAGCCUCUGAAUCCACAAAUAUCUAUAAACUACCAAGUAGUAUUAAAUUUGACUGUACAACAUCUAAAGAUGAAUCGCCAACAGGUGAAAAAAACACUCAAAUGGAAGAUCAUACUCCUGAUGAAAACUACUCUACUCAGAAACAUUCCAUUCUUAGACAUGAUGGCCAGUUAGAAUGUUCAAUUAACAUGCAGGUCUCGUCACAUAGUGAAAGCAACAGAGCCAUUGAAUCAGACCAAAUUCAUCAAAGUUUCAAGCUCAGUCAAGGUCACUCAGGUAAUGGCUGCUGUAAGCACAAGGACACUAAUCACACCCAGGUGCAGUGUAUUGAUUCAAACCCAGGAUCCAACAAAGAGUUGGAGCUAACUGGCGAUUUGACCCAGCAGAUAUCUGAGCCUGGGGAUUUAUCAUCUUGCAGUAGUGAUGUGCACAAGGAACUUGGUCUAGCUGAGGAAACACGUAAGAGAAAGCUGAUUGAAGAGUCUGGAGAGGAUAAUGGUUCAGCUUCCAAAAGAAUGAAAGCACAGGAAGAACCAUCACCUUAUGAAACAUCCACACUGGAGUCACAAGGCUUGGUCAUAACCAAAGACUUUAUCCCUAUUCACUACUCAAACACAGAGGCAACACUGCUCUCACCUAGUAGCAGUCUAGAGGGAAGAAACUCUGGCAAAGACCUGCCAUAUUUUACUAUACCAAACUGGAAUGUCAGCAAUGAAGACCUUGUUUACACAGAGCUUGCCCAUGGAAACACAUUAAGCUUGCCUCAGUUUCAACUGGAUCCACAGGAUCAAGACAAAAGCAUUGGCCUUUGGGGAGAACACCUUGUCUUUGACUACCUGCGGAGACAAAAAGAAGAGAAUGCCAGUAUAGAGUCUGUGAUCUGGGCUAAUGCUGAGGGUGAAAAGGGGCUACCAUUUGAUUUUGAGAUUGUAUUGAAGACAACUAAUCCUCAAAAAACCUCCAGCAUUUUUGUAGAGGUCAAGACUACACUCAGUUGGGACAAAGAAGUGUUUCACAUUUCCUCCAAACAAAUGGAGUUUGCCUUAGUGCAGAAAGACCAGUAUGAAAUCUACAGAGUGUUUGGGGCUGGAAGUUCUAAUGCUAAACUUGUGCGCAUUCAAAACUUGUCUGAGAGAUUAAGAAAGAAACAAAUCCAGCUGUUUAUGGUGAUAUAAAAACUCUUACAAGGAUCAAGACUUUGUGAACUAAUAAAAUAAGUAUUAUGUGGUUACAAAUUUCAAUUUAAAGUACUUAGUUGUCUGUAUGUUGAAAACUUGUCAAUAUUUUUUAAGAAACAAAAAUUGUUCAUUAACCAUUGUAUAUCCUAAACCUAUUGAUUAUUGCUGACAUAACAUGCUAUAACAGUUUGGGGAAAGAUGUUUCUUUUUUUAUUCAUUAUAUAAUGUGGUUUCAUUUAUACAUUAAGACACUGAAGACGCUUUGUUUUGUUAUAAUAAUUCAAUCAUAUAAUUUUUAUACUUUAUAUUAUGAUUUGCUGGUUUACACUAUUUUAUUAAAAAAUAUUAUAUUUUGUAUGUUUAUAUGUUUGAAAUAAAAAUUUUAAAUCAUUCUUAAAUAA